Molecule: messenger RNA, 729 nt
Organism: Aedes aegypti (yellow fever mosquito)
Lineage: Eukaryota; Metazoa; Arthropoda; Insecta; Diptera; Culicidae
Exons: 2
Coding region: 1-729 (242 amino acids)
Source: RefSeq, a predicted model, not a curated record
AUGACGACUCGAGCUGCAGCGGCAAAAGGUGCAAAGAGGGCAACUUUCAGGACAACGAAGAAAAAGAACGUUGAAGAUUCCAUCAAGAAGGAUGUCGUGGAGGCGGAAGGGCGCGUAAAAGAUGCAAAGUCAACGGUGGACGCAAAGUUUAGCAAGACCGCUUCCGUAACAUCGAGAGCGACGCGAAAGUCGGCGAAGGCACGAUUGGACGUUGAGCUACAGCAGAUCGAGGCUGAAGAGGCAUUAAUGCGCGAAGAAAUGCAACGCAAGAGAGAACUAGCGAAGAAGAAGUUUGAGGUUCUUAAAGAGAUGGCCGACUUGGAAGGUAGUGGAGAAUCCGCCGUCGAUCAGCCGAAUGCUGUUCAUAAAGUGGAACAUUGGUUGAAGCACCAUGGCGAAGAUCACACAAAAAGCAAGCGAUUGCCGUAUAAAGAAGCCAGCUCGUCUGACUCCGACGACGAAGUAGACUCGGAAACUUCGAGCGAAGGAACCGGAAGCGAAUUGGAUAGCGAUGAAGAAACAUCAUCCGAUAGUGAAGUUCAUUGCGACAGAGUGGAAGAGCGAUCCGUCGGAGAGCUUGAAGCGCGCAGACAUUAUGGGAUGAAGAAGACCACUACCAGCAAAAAUGCGAAGUGUGGAAGCAGCAAACCGUCCGAUGGGUCGAAACCGUUGUCCCUGAUUGAUGCGGAUACUGCGGCCUUACGAGUCGUAUUUCUCAUGUAUACUUGA